Messenger RNA from Quercus robur (English oak), 5866 nucleotides. RefSeq names its product putative disease resistance protein At3g14460. The coding region runs from base 40 to 2049 and encodes 669 amino acids. The record is from RefSeq and is a predicted model, not a curated record. The transcript has 15 exons. NCBI's taxonomy places the organism in Eukaryota, Viridiplantae, Streptophyta, Magnoliopsida, Fagales, Fagaceae.
UCAUCUACGUCAAAGUUUCGAUAUAAUAAUAUAUCAACAAUGGAGGUAAACAAUUUGUUGUGCACAUUUAAGUGUUUACGAGCAUUAUCAUUGUGUCUCUAUGGAUUAUUAGCUGUGUUACCUGAUUCUGUUGGAAAUUUGAAACAUCUUCGCUAUUUGAAUCUUAAUGGCACCGAAAUCAAAGGCUUGCCUGAUUCUGUGUGUGGUUUGUAUAAUCUGCAAACCUUGUUAUUGAGGAAUUGUUAUUGCCUCAAAGAGUUGCCAACCAACAUGGGAAGACUUGUAAACUUACGUCACCUAGAUAUAAGAGGGACCGAUUUGAAAGGGAUGCCAAUACACAUGGGUAAAUUGAGAAGUCUCCAAAAUUUAAGUACUUUUUAUGUGGGAAAAGGAGAACGUAGUGGGAGUAACAUUAAAGAGUUGGGAGAGCUUCCACAUCUUUCUGGAUCGUUGUGUAUAUCAAAAUUGGAAAACGUUUAUCAAACAAGAGAUGCAAAGGAGGUUAAUUUGAAGGAUAAGAAGGGCUUGUCAGAGUUGGAGUUGAAAUGGGAAAGAGAUCAUGAGAACUAUGAUUCAGAACGUGAAAGAGAUGUGCUUGAGCAGUUGUGUCCUCAUACGAACUUGAAAUCUCUCUCCAUCAUAUUUUAUUAUGGUGCAGAAUAUCCAAGUUGGUUAGGAGCAUGUUCAUUCUCUAAUAUGGUGUCCCUAAAGCUUAAAGAUUGUAGAUACUGUUCCUCCUUGCCUCCACUUGGGCAGUUAACUGCCCUUAAGGAACUCUCAAUUGAAGGUUUGAAUGGAGUAUCAUGUGUGGAUAGUGAGUUCUACGGGGAUGGCUCUUGUGCAACUAAUAAGCCAUUCAAAUCCCUAGAAAAAUUAACAUUUAGAAGGAUGCUAGGGUGGAAGGAAUGGUUUAUAUUUGAAGGUGAAGAUGAAGGCGGAGUUUUCCCAACCCUCCGAGAGCUUCGCAUUAUCGAAUGUCCCAAGCUUACAGGAAAUCUGCCCAGUUUACUUCCUUCUUUAAGUGUAAUUGAAAUUGAAGAUUGCCCCCAACUUGUUGCUUCACUUCCUAGUCCUUCGGCUCUCCAUGAAUUGGCCUUGACGAAUUGUGAUGAGGUGGUGUUGAAGGAAUUAUCACCUAAGCUACAAAGUCUUGGAAUUGGAGGAUGCCACGUGACUCUCCUUGAGGGUGGUCUACACACUACUUUAAAAACACUUCAUAUCAAUGGAGUACUUCAGUUGCCUGGGAGUCAUUACUAUCCAUCAAUUGAGAGCUUGAAGGUAAAUAAAGGUCCUGGUUCACUUUGGUCUUUACCAUUAGAGUUUUUCCCAAAACUCAAAUCUAUCGAAAUUUCGAAUUCUGAUAAUCUUGAAUCUCUUUCGGCAUCAGAUAAAUCUCUCUUGGAUCUAACUUCUCUCACUAAAUUGACCAUCUAUGAGUGCCCUAAUUUUGUAUCCUUUCCCAGCGGGGGAUUGUGCGCCCCAAAUUUGACAGAGAUUUCUAUUUCUCACUGUGAAAAGUUAAAGUCACUUGCUGAAGGUAUGCACACCCUCCUCCCAUCUCUUCUAUAUUUGGAGUUGAGGGACUGUCCAGAACUGGAAUCAUUUCCUGAAGGGGGUUUGCCCUCCAAUUUACAAAUACUUCAAAUCGGUCUCUGCGACAAACUCUUUCUCAGACGCAUGGAGUGGGGUUUACAGAGUCUUCACUCUCUCAGAGAAAUUAUUAUUCGGUAUUACGCCAGAGAAGUGGGUUCCUUUCCGGAGGAGGCGUUGUUGCCCCCUUCUCUUAUCCGCCUCAGCAUUACAUUUCCACAUCUGACAUCACUCAAUGGUAGGGGGUUUCAACACCUUACCUUGCUUAAACAGUUGGAGAUUUGGUGCUGCAAUAACCUCCAGCGCUUACCAGAAGAGGGCUUUCCCGCCUCCCUUUCAUUUCUAGAUAUUUGGGAUUGCACUUUGCUAAAAAAGCGGUAUCGGAGAAAGAAUGGAAAAGAAUGGCGCAAAAUUUCUCAUAUACCCAUCAUAAUGAUUGACAAUGAAGUCAUCACAUAAGCUAAUGAGUCCAGAAGAACUACUGCCCAGUGUCAUUUUCAGUUGUUUCGGCUUUUUUGAGAGAUGAUGAGAACAAAUUAAUGAGAAAUGGGGGUAAUGGGAGCUCAAUUGGGAAAGGGAAUGGAAAUGGUGGUGUGAUGGGGAGAGGGAAAGUGAGGGCUGAAUCGGUUAUUGAAGCAGCAACACUUGCUGCUAAUGGACAGCCAUUUGAGGUUGUUUACUAUCCUCGUGCCAGCACGCCGGAGUUUUGUGUGAAGGCUGCGAUGGUUAAAGCAGCAUUUCAGAUCCGGUGGUGUUCGGGAAUGAGGUUCAAGAUGCCUUUUGAAACCGAGGAUUCAUCACGGAUAUGUUGGUUCAUGGGAACCAUUUCUUCUGUUCAGGUUGCUGAUCCCAUUUGCUGGCCUGAUUCACCUUGGAGGCUUCUACAGGUAAGACACUGGGGCAGUUCAAAGCUAGUGCUGCUUCAAUACCUGCUAAUAGCAGUUGAAACUCACUGCUCAUGUCUGGACAGGGACUUGCUUAGACUCUCUCUUUUUGAGUUUUGGGAAGUUUUGGUGAACGGGAAGAUGUUAAAGUCCUCUCCAAAGGACAGGUUGCUGCUUUUGGUUCUUUGUUCUCUUUCAAACUUAAGACAGCUCAAAAGGCUCAGCACAUGACCACUCUUGUAGAGACAAUGGUGUCAGAGGCAGAGGGAGAGAACUGAUCUAAGUCUGGGAAGGUGCUUUUACAUGACAAAUCAAGUCCGAUCAGCACACUCAUGUCAUUACCAGCAAUUAUUAAUAUGCUUUUUAAAGAUAGAGAUGCUCUGUGGUUCUUAGGUUUUCAGACACAAAAUGUGCGAAUGUUGAGGCCUCAGACAAUAGUAUACAAAACCAAGUAAACCUCCUGCAAUCCAAAACUUCCAGAUGGCGAAAUUACAUCCAAUGAGCUGCAAUGAUAUGUCCUGCUAGCAUGUUCUGUUUACUUCAUGUUUUGACUGUAUAUCUGUAGGUGUAAUGUAGUGAAAUAAAGAAUGAUGCCUCAUAGCUCCAAUUUCAGCUCCUCGAUUUGACUGAAAACAAAUCUUUUAUGAAUUUAUAGAUAUCAAUUGUGGCCACAAAUUCAUGAUGCCUUUAGAACUUCCUCAUUUUUCAUCUCUUUUUCUAUCUUCUAUGAACUCUCUGAGAAUGUAGCUGGAAUCUGCUGAGAAGACAUGGAAGAGUUAUCGAAGUAAAAAGAUUGGUGCAAGAUUGCUCACAUCCUUGCAUACAUAUGGUAUGGAUGAUGAAGUAAUUACAUGAGCUAAAAUCACAAUGUGAUCCACACCCCUGUUUUAUAGUCAGGAUUGGCUGAGGAAUGGUGCAACAAUCACUUUCUGCCUUGAGCUCAAGUACAUGUUAACCGAAGAGAUGGGCUGCCUCACUGAGGAUUGAUGAGUAGUCUCCUUUGUUGAAGGAACAGUGUUGUGAUGAGAAGAGGGGAAAUGAAUGCCUAAGAAUGUUCACUCCCCCAUCAUAUUAAUCAAUGGUGAUCAUAUGAAACCGAAACUGUAGACAAAGUCCUCAUCACCUGUUUUCUUCAUUCACAUGCAGCAACAUAAUAUUACAGUUUGAAAUAACAUUUUAUUGAUCAGUCCUAGGAAGAGGCAUUAAUGUGGUCCAUUGCAGAAUAAGCUUGUUCGUUAUUUAGGGAUGAAACAAUGAUUGUGGCAGACAAAGUGUAGACAAGUAUUUAACUUGGCACCCGUACAGAUUGACACCCUUCACAAAAUAUAGUUUAGGUGGAACUUUUUAACUUGGCACCCUGGGAAUUUCAAACGAUUAAUAGUAUGUUCUGACUUUCAUUUUUCGCUACUACUGAAUUAAGCAUUUGAUUGACCAUAGAUAAUCCUUGGUUUUUUGGUGAAUUUUAUGGAUUUAUUAGCUCACUACCAGCAAUUUCUAUUCAAAUUUUAAAAUGUUCACAAGAUAUGCAUGAGGAGGUAGGGAUGGCUAUAUUUUUGGGAGCGAACUUCGACGAAUAUUAAGUGCAUGGAUACAAGUUAUGCCUUGGAAUGAAAGACAAUUCUAAAUCCGCUUUGAUUGUUAUUAUUUUCUUUACUUUUCUUUCUUAAUUUAUUUUCAAGUGGUGCUGCACUAUUCUACAUGUUUUUCAAACAACGAUAUGAUGUAAAUAGCCGAAUGAGAUUUCAGUUUGUGAUUUUGAAAAUUAUUACCUUGUUUUUAAAUUCCGGGGUGACUGCAACCAACCUACCCAACCUCCCUCCACACGGACCUCACCCAAUACUUCUUUUGCAGGUUGGCCCUGAGGGCUUGUGUUUACUUUUUUUUUCCAGACAAGACUCCCAAUAGCAAUGGCAAGAAUGACCACAGGUGGUCCUCAUUUUUAGCACUGAAAUGUGAUUAAAAGAACAAGUCCUUCAAGCCAAUCAAGACUUCUUGUUUGCUUAGUGAGAGAAGUGAGGUUAGGAAAUUCAGGAGAAAAAGUAUUGUUAGAGUAUUAACAGUGGCAGCACUCCAAAGCCAACCAGAACUGUGGUCAGAUUCUGAUGCAAGUUUCCUUAACAAAUUGGGGCUUUGGACAAUGAUGUUAUUAUUUGAUCCCAACAGGACUCAUUAUCGACAUGGUAUGAUCCGAAUGCUCAAUGUGAAUACCAUAUGCAAGGAAGGGGACAUUGGACUUAUGAUUGCUAUUACCUUAAACAUAAGAUUCAGGACCUCAUCAACCAGGACCUCCGGAGUGCAUAUGUUAGUCUCAUCAGUCGUUUGGAAAGAGGGGUUGAAAAGUUGUUGCAAGACCACUUACACAUUAUCAGAGACAAUGACGCGAUCGAUAUUGAGAGCUAUGGCCAGCUAACCCUAUCUCCAAUAGCUCUUGACAUUCACAAAACUGUAGGCUGGCGACAUCAAUUGAAUGUUACACAAUCGGCUAUGGCCAACUAACCCUACACAAUUGAAUAGAUUUGGUUUUGCAGACCCACUACGUGCAUGGAGUAUAUUGCUGUUGCACAACCAAGUUGUUUAUCAAAUACAGAAUUUCAUUUUACGGCCAGGGAGGGGAAAAUUGUAUAUUUCAUAUACCUAGUUUUAAAUCCAGUUUAUAUCACCAGAUGCAACAAUUUGACUGUGAUGGGCUUGCAAAGACUUUAUUUGACAUUUUGAAAUUGGUGGUGGACGUGAAGAUGUGAAGUCAUCUCCUGGGGACAGAGAGCUAUUUUUGGUUUUUCUCUUCCACUCCAGAUGGCUCCGAAGGCAUAUUGUUGCUGCCCUCACUAGUAGAAGCUUCCCAAUUCCCUUUUGUACGUCAAGAACUUUAUAUUGUCCUAUGCCGAUGCCAUGGUGCUUGAAAUAGAGAAAGAUGGAAAAUCUGGCUACUAGCACAAAAUUGCUCAAGUCUUGUUCCUUGAAGGAUUAAAGUCAAUCUUGAGGCUCUCCCAUAUCAGUACCAGACUAAUAGGUUUUCCCCCAACAAAAAGGUUUCAAACAAAAAUGUGGAACACAUUUGCGGUUUCUAACAACAGUAUACUAGGCAAUUGCUCCACAUGAUCCAAUUUACUCGCAUGGGUUGAUAUGGCUUCUUUAAAAAAUAUCCCUUGAUGCUAUCAUGUAUUCAGCUUAUUUCUAGUACUAAUUAAGUUCCAUAUGGUAUCUAUAUUGUGCUCAUCUAUGAUGAUUGGCAGUCGUCUUGUAAGUUAGCUUCAUAGGCUUCUUUUAGUUUUUAAUAAAGCAUAGGAAUGCCUAAUGUUUCCUUCAAAAUUAAUACAAGUUCUAGAUUUAAAAAUACUAUUGAUGUCACUGCUAUAGAGAAGUGCCAAUUUGCUUAGUGAAUUGAAUUUCAA